Molecule: messenger RNA, 4026 nt
Organism: Thyridium curvatum
Lineage: Eukaryota; Fungi; Ascomycota; Sordariomycetes; Thyridiales; Thyridiaceae
Exons: 7
Coding region: 1-4026 (1341 amino acids)
Biological process (GO): carbohydrate metabolic process
Molecular function (GO): hydrolase activity, hydrolyzing O-glycosyl compounds; chitin binding
Source: RefSeq, a predicted model, not a curated record
AUGGAAUUACACUCCUUGCGCAUAUUACUUGGCAGAAUUUGCCUCCUAUUCUUCGCAUGUGCUCUUUCGGCAGAGAAAACACCCCAGAACCAACAACCAACACUUCCAACGAGAUUGGAAGUGGACCUCAUCUUCCCCAGAAACGAUACCUACGCACCAAUCUAUGCAUUCCCUGUCGUCUUCGCUAUCCGCGGGGCUGCGCCACUCAUCAACCCUCGGACCACAGAAAGUCUGGUCAAGGUCAACUGGUACCUCUCCGCUGAGAAAGCUAUGGUAUCCCUAGGAAAUCUUGAUUUUGAACAACAAUCGGUGGUGGAUGCGGGUUUGGAGCCUUACUACAUGAUCCAGGCAGCAAAUACACUUGUCAACUCUACUGAGGCCUCCUGGACGCUCGAAUGGACAGUUCAACUGGCAUCAAACUCAACGGCAUGGACGAACAACGACGUAGAGGCUGAGCCUGCGCAGGUCGUAUCUGCUGCUACGGAGAUACAAUUCUACAUGUCGAAUACCACCGAGCUGGGUCCAAACACAUUCUUUGCCCACUAUGGUGAGGCUGUGGUGGGAGUGUAUGCUGGUGCUGGCCUCGACAAACGUGGUGUCGCGCUAGGCGUUCUCGAAGACUUUGUACGGCAUGUCGAGGCCAACGGAAUCUCGAAAAGACUUGUAUUCCAAUCAUGUGAAGCCAAUCGCUCUUCCGAAGUGGCACUCGGGAUCGUGGCCGACACCAGUGGUGGUCUCACAGCUUUAGCAUCUGUGCUGCGGAGUGUUGCGGCUUGGAGCGAAGGACAGUGUCUCACCGGUGGAUUUGAUGGAAGCGCAACCAGACAAGGACGUCCACUAUGGGUCGCACCAGAAGCGUACAAGCUCUUCAAUGCCAGCCAGCCCUUCAGCAACACAACAUCGCACAAUUUGACCACCCUACAGCACCGUCCUUUCAAUAGACUGACCCGCAUUGCAGUAGCGGAAUGCCGGACCGUCCAAGUCUCCAGCGGCGAGUAUUGCGAUGCGUUGGCCAGAAAGUGCAACAUCUCGGCAAACGAUUUCAUGAAGUACAACCCAGCCUCGGGGUUUUGCUCUACCCUCGUCCCGGGCCAAUGGGUCUGCUGCAGUGCGGGCACCCUCCCUGACAGAUCUCCGAAGCCCAACCCGGACGGAUCAUGCGCCACCUACACCAUCAAGCAGGGUGACGGAUGCGCCUCUAUUGCUGCCGCGAAGUCUAUCACCGUCGCCCAAUUAGAGGAGUACAACAAAAACACCUGGGGAUGGCCAACCUGCAAGAACUACAUCUAUAUCGACCAAGUCAUAUGUGUCAGCAGCGGCUCACCGCCCAUGCCAGCACCCAUUCCGAAUGCUGUUUGCGGCCCGCAGAAGCCUGGCAGCCAGAAGCCGGGCGGAAGCAACCCCGACCUGUCCAAGCUGAACCCCUGCCCCCUGAACGCCUGCUGCAACAUUUGGGGUCAGUGCGGAACAACAGCAGAGUUCUGUGUUGACAGCAGGGAGAAGGAUGGUGCCCCAGGAACUGCAGCCAAGGGCCAGAACGGAUGCAUAUCGAACUGCGGAAUGAACAUCAUCUCAAGCGAUCCCCCACCCCAAUAUAUCAGUGUCGGAUACUUUGAGGCUUGGAAUCAUAAACGGCCCUGCCUCUGGAUGGACGUAACCGAGGUCAAGUCUACCAAGUUCUCACAUAUACACUUUGCAUUUGCGCGUCUUACUCCCGAAUUUAGUGUUGAUGUCAGCUAUGUACAAUCCCAGUUUGACCGCUUCAUCAACCUAGGCGGCUUCAAGAAGGUGGUUGCCUUUGGUGGUUGGGCAGAUUCUACGGACCCUGACAAGUUCAUGAUCCUUAGAAACGCCGUUCAGCCGCGAAAUCGGCUGAAGGUGGCCCAGAACAUUGUCAACUUUGUCAAGGUCAACAACCUAGACGGGGUAGAUAUCGAUUGGGAGUAUCCCGGAGCGCAAGAUAUUCCUGGUGUGCCGGCUGCUACUCCUACCGAGGGGAAUGACUACCUGGCUUUCUUACAGGUUCUUCGAGCACUCUUACCGGUCGGAAGGACGCUCUCCAUCGCGGCCCCGGCUUCGCACUGGUACUUGAAAGCUUUCCCUAUUGCUGAAAUGUCAAAGGUUGUAGACUACAUCAUCUACAUGACGUACGACUUGCACGGCCAGUGGGAUUACGGGAACCAAUGGAGUAGCCCUGGCUGUCCCAACGGCGACUGUCUCCGCUCUCACAUCAACUUGACUGAGACCAUUAAUUCCUUGUCCAUGAUCACCAAGGCAGGCGUUCCUUCCAAAAAGGUCAUAGUCGGAGUUGCAAGCUACGGCCGCGCUUUCAAGAUGGUUGACAGCAAUUGCCGUGGCCCUGAAUGCAAAUUUGCGGGAGCUAAAUCGCAAGCCAAGCCUGGUAUUUGUACUGGCGAACCCGGCUAUCUGUCCCAAGCGGAGAUAGAUCGUAUCAUCGGGACAGACAAGUCGGCAGUAGUCUACGCAGACGCGGAUUCCCAGAGUGCAAUCCUCGUCUACGGGGGAACAGAGUGGGUGUCAUACAUGUCGGACGUCAUCAAACAAACCCGAAUGAAUGUCUACAAGAGGCUCAACUUUGGCGGCACAACGGAUUGGGCCGUUGACCUGGCCGAGUUCCAACCAAGCGAGUUCGUGGACCCAGGGAUCUUCCACGAGAUAGACAACACUGGUGGGUGCAAAUGGAGAUUCUUUGAUGGCUUCGACUGUCUGCAUGAACCCCAUAAGAGCCCAGACAAGUUCACCCGGGCUCAACGAUGGUCCAGCUUCAACACUGACUGCGCUUGGCGUGAUUUUAUCAACGAAUACAAAAUCAGCAGGCCGAAAGAUUUCAGCCAGGCCUUGAGUCUGUAUUUUGACGCCCCGGACAUGAUGAAUUGUUCAAAAAUUGACGUGUUGAAAUCUGCAUGCUCGAUAGUAGACAUGUGGGACUGCAAAACUUUCCAAACGGAGGACUCGGGGCCAGCUGGCGUGCGGAUAAUUGAAUCCGUACAGAGCAUCAAUGCUGCUUUCGCCUCAUACUAUGACGAUCUUCACAAAGCCAAGGCCGACUUGACAGCACUGCUCGGCGCGUUCGAAAAGACAUUCUAUCAAAGCGGGGAUAUCGCUGCUAUCAUAGCGAACACGGUCGGACUGGCUCUCGCAAUCAUACUUCCAGGUGUAUUCAAUCAUAUCUUCAAGGGCCUCGGAGCCAAUGGCAAAGAUAUGACAUUGACUGGGUAUCCGUUCCUUAUUGGUUUACUCAGCGCAGUAGGCACUUCUUCUCCCGGCGCCGAAACAGGGGCACAGCUCUAUUUGAUUGUCAUUAAUUGGACACAAGCACUCCAGAAAUUCCUGUUCAGCCUCUUCGACGGUUCAGACCAGUCAAUUGACAACCUAUGGAGGCUUAUCAGAAAUGGACAGCUGAUCGCGGGCUCCGAUGCGCCCCGCACUCUCGACUCUCCCAGCAGGGUUGCCGCCACAGCGAAGGGUCUCCUGGUGGCACUUAUCCCUGCGGCGUGGAAGCAGCAAGGCUACAAUCCUGUGGCCGUGUCCACAGGCAAGAAGUGUGGUACGGCCGGCCCGUACGACGGCAAGUACAUGACGGGAAUCACGGGCAACGAAGGGUGGGCGUGCGUCGACGACGAGAUCUGGUACCUGCUCGGCGUGACGGGUGCCUACACCCGGGACGAAUUCUGUACCUGCCCGGCGCCGUGCGUCGCGCUCUGCGAUCAGUACUUUAACGGGCUGCCGGGGUCUAAUGCUCUGGUGCCGGACAAUCCGCUGUGGUCAGGCAUUACCAGGGAGAUGCUCAUUCGAGGGGCCAUUGCGACCAGAAAGUACAAGGGCAAACCUGAGGUGGAUAUCAACAAGCCUGAAUUCUACGACGGUCUGAUCGGUGGCGGCACCGGUCCGGUGGAUAUCACGGCUCCGGGUGUUAUCAACAUACCAACGUGUGAUAUCGAGGAUGCAUACAAGGGUUGGCAAAAGGGAGACACAAAGAACCCUAACUAUCCAUGCACCUAUUAA